Molecule: messenger RNA, 1795 nt
Organism: Phacochoerus africanus (Common warthog)
Lineage: Eukaryota; Metazoa; Chordata; Mammalia; Artiodactyla; Suidae
Gene: CPSF4
Product: cleavage and polyadenylation specific factor 4
Exons: 8
Coding region: 127-936 (269 amino acids)
Cellular component (GO): mRNA cleavage and polyadenylation specificity factor complex
Molecular function (GO): zinc ion binding; RNA binding
Source: RefSeq, a predicted model, not a curated record
GCGCCGGUGGUGGCGGCAGCGGCGAGGCGGCGGAGGACAGUGUGCGGCGGGUCUGCGGCGGGUAGAGGUGUGAGGGAGACGAGGAACCUGAGCGGGAGCCGGGCCGGUGUGGCCGCCGCCGCCGCCAUGCAGGAAAUCAUCGCCAGCGUGGACCAUAUCAAGUUCGACUUGGAGAUCGCAGUGGAGCAGCAGCUCGGAGCGCAGCCGCUGCCCUUCCCCGGCAUGGACAAGUCGGGGGCUGCUGUCUGUGAAUUCUUUCUGAAAGCUGCCUGUGGCAAAGGGGGCAUGUGCCCAUUCCGCCACAUCAGCGGCGAGAAGACAGUCGUGUGCAAACACUGGCUGCGGGGGCUGUGCAAGAAGGGCGACCAGUGCGAGUUCCUGCACGAGUACGACAUGACCAAGAUGCCCGAGUGCUACUUCUACUCCAAGUUCGGGGAGUGCAGCAACAAGGAGUGCCCCUUCCUGCACAUCGACCCCGAGUCCAAGAUCAAAGACUGUCCAUGGUACGACCGCGGCUUCUGCAAGCACGGCCCCCUGUGCAGGCACCGGCACACGCGGAGAGUCAUCUGUGUGAAUUACCUCGUGGGAUUCUGCCCGGAGGGGCCCUCGUGCAAAUUCAUGCACCCUCGAUUUGAACUGCCAAUGGGAACCACGGAGCAGCCCCCACUGCCACAGCAGACGCAGCCUCCGGCAAAGCAAAGUAACAAUCCGCCAUUACAAAGGUCGUCCUCCUUGAUCCAGUUAACGACUCAGAACUCUUCUCCCAAUCAGCAGAGAGCCCCGCAGGUCAUCGGGGUCAUGCAGAGCCAAAACAGCAGCGCGGGCAACCGGGGACCCCGGCCGCUGGAGCAGGUCACCUGCUACAAGUGUGGUGAAAAAGGACACUACGCCAACAGAUGCACCAAAGGGCACUUGGCCUUUCUCAGUGGACAGUGACAGCAGCUGGAGCCAGCUCAGAGCCGCCGGAAGGGCCCCACUGUCGGGGACCACUCUGGGCCACCUUUGGGAGUGUGCAUUUAACUGUUUCAUGCCAGUGUUAGCACAGCUCUAGCUGGAGCUAGCAGGCAGGCAUGCUGGGCUUUACUCUGAGGGGCUUUGUCUGUCAGUUUCCCUAUAACUUUGCUGUAAUCUUUUGUUUCUUAAGGGGGACACAUGCUCCGGUUCGGUCCCUCAGGUUGGCAUGACGUUUGUCUAGGUAUCAGCGCCCCCUGGGACUCCCUGCACACCAGGCUCUGGGAAGGGAGGAGGUUGUCGGGAAGGGCUUGUGCUCAGCAGGUCGGUAUGGAAUUUGGCCCUUCUCCUCGGGCCUCAUUAAACACAAGGGGCUGGUGGGUCAUUUAAAGCUGCAGCCAGGUCAUGCCCGCUCCUUCCCACUCCUGCCGAGUCAGGCUGUGCCUGUCCCUGUGAUUUGGAUGAGGCAGCCCUUCAGGGCAAACUCAAGUGCGCUUGUUGCCUCAGCAGGUCCUGCUCCACGUGGCAGCGGUUGAGAGGAAGGGUGCAGGGCUCUCAAGUGUGAAGGUCUUUGUCCUCUGGGCUUAUUUUCUGGGGUAUCCUCUUGGCAGCACAUAAGGUCUACCUUAAGCUGGAGCUGCAGGCCCCAUUGACACAGAUGAUGUGGUCCCUCUGUGCACCUACCUCCUGCCCCAUCAAGCAUCUAUACUGGCCUGGAGGAGAGGCCCCUGCCUCUGAGCCUAGAAAUGUGAAGUUGGCACCUGCAACCUGCUGGGCAAGUGGGCCUAUCCAAGUUCAAUUACAAGAACAAUUUUUAUGAAGUUGAUUAAAGCUUGUUUUUUAA